This is a messenger RNA of Sesamum indicum (sesame), 2187 nucleotides long. Its product is annotated as Major facilitator superfamily protein. The record is from RefSeq and is a predicted model, not a curated record. NCBI's taxonomy places the organism in Eukaryota, Viridiplantae, Streptophyta, Magnoliopsida, Lamiales, Pedaliaceae. Gene Ontology annotation, biological process: transmembrane transport; dipeptide transport. Gene Ontology annotation, cellular component: membrane. Gene Ontology annotation, molecular function: tripeptide transmembrane transporter activity; dipeptide transmembrane transporter activity.
GUUAUCAUCAUUGUGGCAAAAAUUCAACGGGAGUGAGCUUGAGGCAGUAGGAUUCUGGCCUAUAUAAGGACAACCAACCAAAGUUGCCAACCACCCACCAACAAUCAGAGAUAUCUUCAGAUAGAGUAUUACAUCCUUGGUGUCUUAUAAGUAUUAAUUUGCUUACAACUAAAGAACUAGAGAUGGAGCAAGCAAAGAAACAGGAAUCACGAGGUGGGGAUGAGGAUAAAUGGGUGCAUGAUUCUUCUCUUGAUCACAAAGGAAGAAUUCCUCUUCGAGCUUCCACCGGUGCAUGGAAGGCUUCCCUUUUCAUUAUAGCAAUCGAGUUCAGCGAGAGGCUGAGUUACUUUGGUCUAGCAACAAGUUUAAUCAUAUACCUCACGAAGGUGAUCCACGAAGACCUCAAAACGGCAGCGAAGAGAGUCAAUUAUUGGUCUGGUGUGACCACAUUGAUGCCCCUGCUUGGAGGAUUUGUGGCUGAUGCUUACCUUGGCCGAUUCUCCACAGUUCUAAUCUCGUCCGUCAUUUAUCUCCUGGGCUUGCUUGUUUUGACAAUGUCUAGAGUGGUUCCAGGUUUGAAACCUUGCGACGUUGGGAUCUGUGAGAGACCUCGAAGGAUCCAUGAGGUUUUCUUCUUCCUUGCAAUAUACUUGAUCUCAAUAGGUACAGGUGGGCACAAGCCAUCUCUGGAGAGCUUUGGAGCUGACCAGUUUGAUGAUGAUCACCCCGAAGAGAGGAAAAAGAAGAUGUCCUUCUUCAAUUGGUGGAAUUUUGGACUGUGUUGUGGUCUGCUUCUCGGCGUGACCAUAAUCGUUUACAUCCAGGAACACAUCAGCUGGGCUGCUGCAGAUGUCAUUCUUACAGCAGUCAUGGCUUUCACCAUACUGAUAUUUUGCUCUGGAAGGCCGUUUUAUCGUUUUAGGAAGCCCACAGGAAGUCCCUUGACGCCAUUGCUGCAGGUAUUGGUAGCAGCUAUUGCAAAGAGAAGUCUUCCUUAUCCGUCAGAACCUGAUCAACUCUACGAGGUUCCAAAAUCAGACCAGACUCAGAGGAGGCUCCUUUUCCACACCAAGAAGCUCAAGUUUCUUGACAAGGCUGCAAUAAUUGAAGACGGACAAGAUUCAGCAGAGAAACAAAAUCCAUGGAGACUUGCAACUGUUACAAAGGUGGAGGAGAUGAAGCUUGUCGUCAACAUGAUCCCAAUCUGGCUGACAACCCUACCGUUUGGCAUAUGUGUGGCACAAGCCUCCACGUUCUUUAUCAAACAGGGCACAACACUGGACCGUAAAAUCACUCGUGAUUUCAUGAUCCCACCAGCCUCCAUAUAUGCCUUGGCCGCCAUUGGGAUGAUAAUCUCUGUCACAAUUUAUGAUAAACUCCUUGAGCCCAUCUUGAGAAGAGUAACGGGACACGAGCGAGGCAUCAAAGUUCUCCAAAGGAUCGGUAUCGGGAUGAUUUUCUCAGUUUUGACCAUGGUAGUAGCAGCCUUGGUUGAGAGAAAGAGACUAAACGUUGUGGAGAGAAAUCCACUGGAAGGUUCAGUUUCGAUGAGUGUCUUUUGGCUGGCACCACAGUUUCUCAUCAUCGGAAUAGGAGACGGGUUCGCAUUGGUGGGCUUGCAAGAGUACUUUUAUGAUCAAGUACCUGAUUCCAUGAGAAGCUUAGGCAUUGCAUUGUAUCUCAGUGUGAUCGGUGCAGCAAACUUCCUCAGCAGCCUUCUCAUAACAUUAGUCGAUCAUCUAACAGAAAAAGGUGGCAAGAGUUGGUUCGGCAAGGAUUUGAAUACCAGCCGGCUCGACUAUUUCUACUGGUUGUUAGCAGGCAUUACAGCAGGGAACAUCUGCAUCUUUGCCUUUGUUGCCAGCAGAUAUUCUUACAAGAACGUUAGAAAAACAACGGUGGCUGUUGCUGAUUGUUAUGAAGGGGAUCACAUAGAAGCAAUGGCUUAAAUCUAUAUAUAUAUUCGUCCAAAUUGUAUUCAGUAAUGAGUAUUGAGAAGAUUAGUGUACGUACUACGUAGGAUUAGCAUGAUGUACGAAGUGAUGAGAUAUAUGUGGUCAGGUGAUUGUAUGUUUCAACCUAGGUGGGAAAUAAGGCCUAAAUAUGGUGCUAUACUAAGUUGCUUGUUGCUAUGUUAGAUUUAAAUCUUGAAUUCCGUUGGUUGACUAAGAUCGCAUUCUUAUAUAA